CUUGGUCCGGGUCAACAGCAUGCUGGCCUGACCGCAUUUUGGACUUGGCUCUUCAGCAGCCCCAGAAGCCCAGGAGACCGCCGGAGACCCAGUUCUGUGAGUGAGGAAUGGUACAGCUGCUCCCGGGGGCAGGGCAUGUUCCCGAUUUGAGGUGAAACCAUGAGGAGGAGACAGAACAAAUAAUAAUGCUUUUCCGCAAUCGCUUCUUGCUGCUGCUGGCGCUCGCUGCGCUGCUGGCCCUCCUGAGCCUCAGCCUGCAAUUCUUCCACCUGAUCCCGGUGUCCGUGGCUAAGAAUGGAGUGAGUAGCAAGAGUCGGAAGAGAAUCAUGCCCGACCCUGUGACGGAGCCCCCCGGGAUGGACCCGCUUUACGAAGCUCUCUUGUAUUGCAACAUCCCCAGUGUGGCCGAGCGCAGCAUGGAAGGUCAUGCUCCGCAUCAUUUUAAGCUGGUCUCGGUGCAUGUGUUCAUCCGACAUGGGGACAGAUACCCACUGUAUGUCAUUCCCAAAACAAAGCGACCAGAAAUUGACUGCACUCUAGUGGCUAACAGGAAACCGUACCACCCGAAGCUGGAAGCUUUCGUUAGUCACAUGUCAAAAGGAUCCGGAGCCUCUUUCGAAAGCCCCCUACAUUCCCUGCCUCUUUUCCCCAAUCACCCGCUCUGUGAGAUGGGAGAGCUCACACAGACAGGAGUUGUGCAGCAUCUGCAGAAUGGCCAGCUGCUGAGGGACAUCUACCUAAAGAAACACCAACUCCUGCCCAGUGACUGGUCCCCCGACCAGCUCUACUUAGAGACCACGGGGAAAAGCCGGACGCUGCAGAGCGGGCUGGCCCUGCUGUAUGGCUUUCUCCCCGACUUCGACUGGAAGAAGGUCUAUUUCAGGCACCAGCCCAGCGCUCUGUUCUGCUCCGGAAGCUGCUACUGCCCCAUGAGAAACCACUACCUGGAAAAGGAGCAGCGUCGGCAGUACCUCUUACGCCUGAAGAACAGCCAGCUGGAGAGGGCCUACGGGGAGAUGGCCAAGGUCGUGGACAUCCCCACCAAGCAGCUGCGGGCCGCCAACCCCAUCGACUCCCUGCUCUGCCACUUCUGCCACAACCUCAGCUUCCCCUGCACCGGAAACGGCUGCAUCGACAUGGAGCACUUCAAGGUGAUCAAGACCCAUCAGAUGGAGGACGAGAGGGAGAGGCGGGAGAAGAAACUGUAUCUGGGGUAUGCGCUCCUGGGCGCCCACCCCAUCCUGAACCAGACCGUCGGCCGCAUGCUGCGAGCCGCCGAAGGCAGGAGCGAGGAGGUCUUCGCCCUCUAUUCUGCUCACGACGUCACUCUGUCCCCAGUCCUCAGUGCCCUGGGCCUGACGGAAGCCAGGUUCCCGAGGUUCGCGGCCAGGCUGAUCUUCGAGCUCUGGCAGGACAGGGACGAGCCCAGGGAGCACGCGGUGCGGGUUCUCUACAACGGCGUCGACGUCACGUUCCACACCUCCUUCUGCCAGGACCACCGCCGGCGCUGGCCCAAGCCCAUGUGCCCCCUCGACAACUUGGUCCGCUUCGUCAGAAGGGACAUGCUGGUGGCCCUGGGGUCUGGUAGCACUAAUUAUUAUGAUGCCUGUCACCGGAAGGGAUUCUAAGAGGUGCAGAGUCCAGCACUCACAGAGUCUAUGUCGAAACAGAGGGGUGGGAAAGGUACACUUCUCGUUCCAGCCUUCGCUAAGGGUACAAGGUUAUUGAUUUCCAUGGCUAGACACUGUGCUAGGGAGCCACACAGAUGGCUUUCGGUUGAACAAUGAGGACAUUGUUGAAUUCGGGUUCGGGAGUUCCUUGAUACACAAUGACCAAUUCACAGAAAGAGGAAGGUACUUUAUCAUAUCCAGACUUUGCUUACCCAUGCCAGACUAUUUUAAUACUCAGAGUUGCCAGUCCACAUGUGUAUUCUUCUGACCUGCCAGUGGUACUGUGCCAUGGGACCAGCAAACCUCAGCCCAAAUGUGUUUAAUCUGGGACCAUCUUACCUUGUCCUUGUUCGGUGAAAAAUUUCCCCAAGUAAUUUAUGUAAAAUAGGGCUUGACAGACUUUUUCUGUACAAGGCCAGAGAGUAGAUAGUUUAGACUGUGCAGACCAAACAGCCACACACAGUCUCUUGCCACAGCGCUUUUCGUUCUGCUCUUGUCACGGGAAAGCAACCACAGACGGUACAUCCAGCGUGCACAGGUCGCACAAAACAGGCCGUGGGUCAGGUGUGGCCCUGGGGCGAUGGCUCGCUGGCCCCUGAUCCAAAAUACGGGCUCUACUACAAUUGCACUCUCAGCACUUUUGAGAACCGGGUGGAUACUAAGAAUUACUCAGCAGUGCCUCCGGUCACUUCUGCUAGCAACACAGAAUUUGGUCUGUAUCUAUUAUAACAAAACAAAGGGAAAUACACAUUGAACCAGAAGGAGUCACAGAAAAGUUGUCAGAGUCAUACUUGAUGUUCAUGAUGAUUGUGGUAUGAUAGUUUCAAGGAUGUUUUGAACAUUUGUCUGCUGUCGUCUAUUUGCUGUAUAUGCUGAAAUUUUUGUAUUCCACUUGGUAUUUUUAUAGUCUAGGAGAAUAUUUUCUGAGACCCGUUUUAGAUGUGCCCUGAUUCCCUUGUAAUAGUCCAUUUGCGGCCCCUGGUUGGUGUUCAGAAGGGAGCCAGAAGCUGACGACAGGCACUUCCUUCCAAUAAAAUGAAUUAUGGCUUAUUCCCUUGGACAAGCUGUAGGACUGGAUCAACUUUUAAACCCUUUUUGUGAGUUUCGAAAGGUAAAUUCUAACUGAUUUUUAAGUACGUUUUUUGGGAGAACUUUGGUACUAGUUAAAUAAUCUUUAUAAGGUAUUUUGUAUAUUAGAAGCAGUGAUUAAAUCUGUGGUUUCUGAACUAAUGGUGCUAGUUCUGUGCGAAGAGAUGUCACGUGCAAGUGAGGUUCUCCAGUGUCAUUGAUAGCCCCAUCAUUUCUCUUCGUUUUUACCCAGUGUUGCAUUUAAAUACAUGUUUCUAUGAAUAAAUUUUGAUGAAUACUUGUACGUACCACUAACGGUUUGUACCUCUAAGUCACUGUGGUUCUUUUCAAGUGAGGGCCAAUAUUUUUAAAAUUUAUCCUUUUUUUUUUUGUAUAAAUGAAAAUGUGCUAAAUUAGAAAACUCUACAGCACAUGUGGGGAAGGGAGGGCCAGGCCCUGUGGUGCGCUGCGGCCGCUAACAGGCUGCGCUGGGCCCAGCAGGGACAACGGAAAGGAACGUCCUGCUUCCUUCUCUCAGGGCAGCAGCAAGAUCGCUGGGCCAGGAGGACGCGUCCCAGCUGGUGGCCUAGGGCUGGGUGAACAUUUGUCUUACCUGCUUCUAUUGCUGACCACCUUGUGUUGUCUCUGGAGUAUUUAAAGCCUAAGCAGGUGUGUGUUUUUCUCUCUCUCGCAGUAUUUGAAUUAGACCUGCUUAACGCAGCUUGAAGAACAUAGAAUUGAAUCAGAAGAUGUUUUAAAAAUUAUUUUGCAACACCUGUUAGUAAAGGUAAAUAUUUUGGCUAAGAGCCCACAUUGAAAGUGUUGUAGAUACAGGUUUUGCCUCGGUGAUGAGAAAAACAGCCUUUGAGGGAAAACAGCUUUGUUUUCCUGAAUUGUUGCCAAGGCCUUUUACAACAUGGCAGCCCUGCUCACACCCAGAGUCCGAACACUUAGGUAAGAACUUGAGCUUAGGACGCCCACCGCCAGUUCCCGCUUUACUUUUCCAGGGCUCCUCUUAACAUAACCGCGUAGAGUUACACCUGCAAAGAGUCAGUGGCCUCCGCCCCAGCGCCUUAUAGGUGAUAGGUGUGUCCUCCCUGUUCUCUGUCUCCUGCUGCACGUGACCCGGUGGAGGACUGCCAUUCCCCCAGUUGCACCCCCCUAACUGGGAUCUGUAAGUAAUAAAUCUUGUGACGACUU
This is a messenger RNA of Myotis davidii, 3938 nucleotides long. RefSeq names its product 2-phosphoxylose phosphatase 1 (gene PXYLP1). Gene Ontology annotation, biological process: dephosphorylation; glycosaminoglycan biosynthetic process; chondroitin sulfate proteoglycan biosynthetic process. Gene Ontology annotation, molecular function: phosphatase activity. The record is from RefSeq and is a predicted model, not a curated record. Bases 186 to 1628 code for a protein of 480 amino acids. Lineage: Eukaryota; Metazoa; Chordata; Mammalia; Chiroptera; Vespertilionidae. Gene Ontology annotation, cellular component: Golgi apparatus. The transcript has 6 exons.